Molecule: messenger RNA, 5697 nt
Organism: Venturia canescens
Lineage: Eukaryota; Metazoa; Arthropoda; Insecta; Hymenoptera; Ichneumonidae
Gene: HisT
Product: Histamine transporter
Exons: 10
Coding region: 1275-2624 (449 amino acids)
Biological process (GO): heme export; transmembrane transport
Cellular component (GO): membrane
Molecular function (GO): heme binding; heme transmembrane transporter activity
Source: RefSeq, a predicted model, not a curated record
UCAGUUUCAGUUGGCGUUGAACGCCCAGAGCGUGCGGUGGUGUUUGACAUUUUUUUCGUGCAUUACUAACAAUUAUUAUAACGAUUGUAAACAACAUUUUAUUUAACUGAAUUUUAAAAUCAUGCGAAUAAAAUGGGAAUUCGUCUAUUCGAGAAACGAGAUAAUUGAAGGAGAACAAAUGCUCUGAUUGUGAGGCCGAUGAGAUUAGGAGCAAGAUAAAAAAUAUUGGGAGAUUACAAUCGUUGCAGUGAUCAUUAUUUCAUGUUGAAUUCGUUAACCCAAAUAUUAAUCUGAUUCGCCAAACUGAAGCCCAUCUAUUUAUGAGGAUUCCUCCAAUUAUUUUCAUUCUCAGUGAAGUUUUAGAGAUUGUACACCAAUAAAAAGAAAUUCAGUGGGCGCUCAGAGAGCAUUUCUUCUCCUUCGAGCAUUCCCAAAGAAGCCUUAUUGACCGAGAUAUCUUGGUGAUUUUCCAAACACAGUCUUGACAAAUAAACUUGGAAAUAGAAGUGAAACACACACAUACAGUUUAAGACGAUAGUGUUAAAGACAAAAGGAAAAAAUAAAGCAGGAACGGAAUACUUAUAGUUUCGUGCUACUCGAAUUAGAAGUCGUUGGCCUGUCGGCUAAAUAUAAAUGUGAGAUCUGUGGAUACGUGUUGAAAAUUACUACUGGUCGGUAGUGUCGCGGGAGACCACGUGGAACUACCGAAAAUUCGCGUGCGAAACUUCAAAACAUUGGUGUUUAAUGGAGGAGUUUCGAGAGUGAAAGAAACUGAUUAUUGUGCUAAAAUAUUGUGUGGAAGAUUAUGCGAGGAACAUUCGUCAGUACAACGUUCGAAUUUUUCGGUGUUACAAUCCUGUCGUUUUUUCAUAACUCAUAAUGAGGAUCAUUCGUGCGUGUUGAAUUGAAACAACAAAAGGGAAACAACGAACGAUAUUCUGUCAACGCCCAAUCUGUGUCAGAAUUCGUCGACAUUUGUGUUGAAUGUAAAAAAAAAAACGGUUUCAUCACAAUAAACAAACCUGUGGACAUUGAAACAAAAAAAAAAUACUCGGAUUUACAUCGAUGCUGGGCACAUGCGAGGAAAUAAAAGCCACGAGAUAUUUCGAAAUAUCGAAUCUAGAUCUUGUGAAGUGGUUGAGCAAUCAUAGCAAACUCAAGUACGAGGGAAACGAAGAAAAAAAGUCUCGAGGUUCCGUUGGGCCGAGAGGAAUCUUCCACUGCGUUACACAUCGAGUCGUAUACUUCGUAUUCUGAUAUCGAACUGCGUGUGAAUGCAGAAUAUCGGUGAGAUGACGAAAAACUCGUCGGAAUACGUUAAAGCGAUCGAGUGUGGAAUUUCUCCAACUCAGGUGGUCGAAACGAAAUUGUACAAAAGACGAUGGCUCGUUCUCGCCAUUUUCGUUGUAUACAGCGCGAGCAACUCGAUGCAAUGGAUUCAAUACAGUAUUAUAAACAACAUCAUCACCCGGUACUACGGUGUUUCAGAUUUUGCAGUCAACAUGACCAGCAUGAUCUACAUGAUAACUUACAUACCUUUCGUAUUCCCAGCGAGCUAUUUCCUCGACAAAUUCGGUCUUAGGUACGCUGCAUUGUUCGGCGCAGUUGGAACAGCACUCGGUGCCUGGAUAAAGGUUCUCAGUGUUUCUCCCGACAGAUAUUGGGUCACAUUCCUAGGUCACACGAUAGUCGCCCUUAGUCAGACCUUCGUACUUUCCGUCCCUGCUAGAUUAGCGGCAGUUUGGUUUGGCCCUGAUCAGGUCAGCAGUGCCUGCAGCAUUGGCGUUUUCGGAAAUCAGCUCGGAGUAGCGAUUGGUUUCCUGUUCCCAGCGAUGUUGGUACCAGCCAGUGACGAUCCCUCUGUUGUGGCUCAGGGAUUGCAGCUUAUGUUUUACAUCGUUGCUGUUUCUACAACUGUCAUACUCAUCCUUAUAAUUUUGUUUUUCAAAGCGGAACCACCUUUGCCACCGAGUCCUGCCCAAGCAGUACAGCGCGAGGCCGAACAUGCCGAAGAUUUUUUCCAAUCGAUCAAACGAUUGUGCACAAACGUCGGCUAUUUGUUGCUCCUAUUGAGUUAUGGAAUAAACGUCGGUAUUUUUUAUGCAAUAAGUACACUCCUGAACCAAAUUGUCCUCAAAUAUUUUCCGGGCAGCGAACUGGACGCUGGUAGAAUAGGCCUAACGAUCGUUUGUGCCGGUAUGUUGGGCUCUGUAAUGUGUGGUGUCGUUCUCGACAAGACUCACAGGUUCAAGGAGACGGCGAUUGGUGUCUAUUUGUUCUCGUUUCUGGGUGCAAUAGUGUUCGCGUUUACUCUGGACGCGGGUACGAUUGUCGUUCUGUACGUAACUUCGGGUCUACUGGGUUUCUUCAUGACCGGCUAUUUACCCGUUGGUUUCGAAUUUGCCGCCGAAUUGACGUAUCCCGAACCCGAGGGAACGUCGGCGGGACUUUUGAAUGCUGUGACUCAAGUCUUUGGGAUAAUAUUCACGAUUUUGUACGGCAUAAUGUUCAGUUCUUGGGGUGACUUUUGGGCAAAUAUAGUGCUCUGCAUCACUCUUGCAUUGGGGGUUUUCCUCACAACAAUAAUUCCGAAUGAUCUUAGACGGCAAAACGCGAAAUCGUGAAUCGAUCAAUUGUAAUUUAUGUACAAACGAGCGUCUUUUUAUUUCUGUAUUAAUCUUCAUUCAACAUCCAGAAGAUUUGGUACAACUGUGUCCUAUUUUCUGGAUUCACCUCAAUUUCGUGAGCUGUUCAUUUAUGUCGUUUCAAGUGCCAAAUAGAUCUCAUCAUUAUCGGUAUUUUUAACAUACGAUUUUGGUUAUUUUUCAAUAACUUUACGACGAGUAAUUGCUGGUCCCAAAUUUAGUGAGAAGCGAAAAAAAAAACCAUUAAAAAUACGGUGAUCUUACAUAUCGAGACGAAGCAAUAACGAAACCACCAAAAACAACAAUAAUGACGAUAACAAUAAUAGAUGAAAUGAGUAAAAGGAUUCCGCAACUCCUUGUAAAACAAAAAAAAAUAGAUGGAAUAAUAUUCAUCAUAAUGAUAAUAAUUGUAGCGAGAAUAAUCAUUUCGCAAGUAGAAAUCAACGCCAUGGAGAUUAUCAACGCGAAGUUUCAUCAUUCCCACAAAAAAUAUUCGUUAUAUCAAUUUCCUCGUAGAUCAAUUCGGAUAUUCUCGUUUCUGUGACCUUAUUUCGGAGAUGGAGCUGAUGUUCGAAACAACAAAUAUUCAAUUUGGCUCAAACUAAUCUGAAAGUGAUGCAGUCGAUGUAAUUCUAUCUUUUGCUCUGUAUGAGAUAGUCCCAGAACAUUUUUAUUCUGUUUUGUCGAAUAAUUCUCAUGGAAAAAAUUAUUAUAAUCAUGAGAGUUUUCUAUAACGGAGAGAUAAAUAAUUAAAAUGAAGGAGUAUCAGGAACAAGAGGAUUUGGGCUGCGAUAUAUUAUGUGAUUAACCACGAGUGCCAAAUUGACAAUUCGCAUUGUUGAGGUGAAACGCUACCUUGAAGUUUGAAGUGAUAAAGUGAAUUGAAAGUCUCAUUUUUUAAUUAGACUGUCGAAAAGUUUGUUGUACGGUAUCAAUUUUUGUUACGAUAUUUUGAGCUUGUUCACUGAAACAAAACACAAAAUAGUGUAGAAUUUUCGAACCUUUGCAGUGGUGGAGACGCCUCGUGAGAAAUGUGAAAAAUGGUUCUUGAUUCACCCUCCACCCUUCCCCUCAAGUUGUAAUGUUGUUCGGAGCUUUUAGCUUGACAAAGGUUCGGAAACACUGGCCUUGUCUAGACCCAAAGUAAAUUCUAUGCUGCGAAAGCCAAGUGUAUAUUUUUUGAACGUUUAAGAUAACAAAGCGAAAUUCAGCAAUACGCAAAUGUAUUUUAGAAAAAAAUGAAGUAAUACGGCACUAGAUCGUAUUUGUGACUCGAGUUCCGUUGUUUUUUCUUUUAGUGCAAACAAACAAAGGGAAAUGUGAGAAUUGAGGCUUAAGCGAAAAUUAUGAAAAAUAUAAAUAUUUAUAUUUCGAAGAAAAUUAGUGAUAAAAAGAUUGAUAUAAACAAAUAUAUACAUAUAUAUAUAUAUAUAUCAGAAUUUAUGAAGAACCAGAUGUUCACAUAGAGUUGUAUAAAAUGCUCUCGUAUUUUUCUAUCUCAUGUACAAAACAAUCUGUCAAAUUUCUUGGGACAUUGAAUUUUGUGGAGAUUGAAAAAGUCGUAGAUUCUUUCUUGAUAAAACAGAAAGAAAAUAAACCGAACAAUUUUCCGCAGGUCGGAAGACUUCCAAUACAUAUUUUUGUAGAAGCGAGAUCGAGAACAAUAGAACGAACUCAUUUUCAUUCGAUUCUUGCCCUCGACGUUUACGUCAUUAUCGAAUAAUUAUUAAUUACCUGGGACCAUGCUAACAAGUCCGGUGACGUGGUUUUAUCGAUUUAUCGAUUAUAAAAUUCGUCAAUGACUCAUACAAUACACCAAAAAACGAAAAACACAUUACAUCGAAUACUUUUGAAUGAAAUUCUUGUCUUGGACCAGAAGAGUUUCAAAUGAACGAUCAAUUUUUUCAAACCGUGUUUUCUGUACCUGCUGUUAUCAUAUUUAUAUUUUUUUAUAGCCUCAAUAUUAUUCGAUCGUUAUCAUUAAAAUGUAGAUUAAGCGAAUAUACUAUCCAAAUAUAAACUACAUAUAUCGAGCACCUCUGGAAAAAUCGUAUAAGAUUGAAAGAUGUGAAAAAAUAUAAAAUUGGUAAAUCAUUUCAACGUCUGUCGUAUAAGAGCUUUGCGAAGAUGACUUAAAAUUCCAUUUUAUGGAAAUAUCAAUGCUCAGCGUUUCGUGCGUAAUCUGAAAAAAAUUACCCAUCGACGAGUCUUCUCGGACAUUAAAACGGAAUUAUAAUUUUUUUGAAAAAUCAGCAAUGCAACGUUCAAAAGUGAAAUUGAUUAAGAAAUAAUAUUUUAUUUAAAGAACAGCCAUUUAUUAUUAUUAUUAUUAUUAUUAUUAUUUAUUAUUUUUUGUAGUUUUCUGUUUUGUUUUCUCUUUUGUUUCUGGAAACGCUACGAAAGGAAAUGUUUGUAUAAUGCCCUGAGAGGCUUGUAUUCAUGACGUCAGAACUCAACCCAAAAACAGUUGCAAAAUUUGUGACUUUCCAUUGGUUUUCAAUAACUUUUGGGCGGUAUCAAUGACAGGAAACUUUAUAAGAAUAUUCAUUCAGAUACAGAGAAAUCAGCAGUCUCGUUUCCGUCAUCUAGAAAUAGCUGUCUGAUUGCUCGACGGAGAAUAUUUUAUUUGCUAAACUUCAUUUUUGUACAGUUCUAAAGAUGGUUGAAUUUUUUCUGAUAUCUGUUCGAUCGCGACGUCACGAAAUUCUGGUCGAACCUUAUUUGCUGCAAGCAAACAUGUGUUUGAUAAAAAAAAACUGAGAGAUAGGAGAGCUGACAAAUAUCCAAAUAUGUUAGUAGAUACGAUCGUAGAAAAAGGCCUCGUUAGAAGAGACUCAUUGGAGAAGGCUUUCUUAUUCUUAUCAUUGAAAGCCUUCGAUCACAAUCGCGCCUUGUAAAGUCGUGUACAAAUUUAUGAAUAAAUAAAUAUUUUCAUUGUUAAAUAAACGUAUGUAUAAAUAUUGCCAACGAAAACAAAUGGAUUACAUUAUAUAUAAAUGUAUAAUUGUGUAGUAAUAUAUUGAGUAAUAAAACAUUUAUUUUUGUCGAGAAA